Molecule: messenger RNA, 3514 nt
Organism: Topomyia yanbarensis
Lineage: Eukaryota; Metazoa; Arthropoda; Insecta; Diptera; Culicidae
Product: G1/S-specific cyclin-D2
Exons: 5
Coding region: 719-1744 (341 amino acids)
Biological process (GO): positive regulation of G1/S transition of mitotic cell cycle; mitotic cell cycle phase transition; regulation of cyclin-dependent protein serine/threonine kinase activity
Cellular component (GO): cytoplasm; nucleus; cyclin-dependent protein kinase holoenzyme complex
Molecular function (GO): cyclin-dependent protein serine/threonine kinase regulator activity
Source: RefSeq, a predicted model, not a curated record
GUGUAGUACAUCUUCAGCUGGCAGGCCGGUUAGCCUUUCGCAUUUUCGCUACAGACUUCUCACGCUUCGGACCUGUCUCUGUGAACGGUGUGUGUGCGCGUUUGGUUUGGGGGACCCUCUCUAUGGUAACUAGACUGUCAGUCCCGGCGAUAAUAGCAACAGUAACAACAACAGCAACACUAAAACCAACAACUAGUAACAGUCGACAGAAAAGGCAACAACAACAAAAUAUUACCGAAAGCGAGUGAGUUUAGUGAGUGGGGGUCCCUGACAGUGUCUGAACAGUUCGGGAUCAGGAAACGCAUAACUUUGAUUGGAACGGGUAGAAAUCAGCUGGUCGUUGUUUUUUUCGGGAACAAUAGUGUGAAGUUUUUGUUGGGUUAUUGUGAGUGGAGUACCGUUAGGUGAUCUUUGAACUGUUGUUUAUUUUUUGCUUCUGUACACGAAGGAAAACUGUUGAGUUAAAAACGUUCGAGUGAAGGACAUUCCGCUGAAUUACAAGUGAACCGGUACUUUGUGAUUGUGAUAGCAGUGUGGCAAGAAAAGGUGAAGAUUUUUUUUUAAAUUGUACAGUGAAAAAGGAAAGUAUAAUACGAAGAGAAGCUAGUGACAGUGAGUGUGAAAAAAAUUCAGAAAUCACGAAUUUCUGUGCGGUGGGUAUUUGUGUUCGGUGCAAGAAUCACCUUUUUGGUCGCGUGGAAACCGCGUGGGCACCGAAAUGGACUUGCUGUGCACGGAGAAGCUAGGUAGUGAGAACGAAGUAGGCGGCCAACAGCAGCACCACCAGAACGUUGGCAGUAGUAGUACUAGUAGUAGCGCAGGACUGCAGCAGGCGCAGAUGGAAGUGCGCCUCAAUACGGCGGUAAAGGAUCCCACAUUUCUAGACGAUCGGUGUUUGGAAAAUUUGCUGAAAGCCGAAGAUCGAGUGAAACAGUGCCCCAACUACGUUGUACAGAAGGACAUCAACGCGAGUGCCCGGCGGAUCGUCGCCGAUUGGAUGCUGGAUCUGUGCGAUGAACAAAACUGCCAGGAGGAGGUCUCCCUGCUCAGUCUCAGCUAUAUGGACCGCUUCCUCAGCCAGGUCACGAUCAAAAAGACACAACUGCAAAUCCUAGCCGCCGCCUGUCUGCUGCUGGCUUCGAAGCUCCGCGAGCCCAGCUACAAGGCACUGCCAGUGGAGCUGCUAGUAUUCUACACCGACUACAGUAUCACCAAGAAGGAUCUGAUCCGAUGGGAACUUCUAGUCCUAAGCUGGCUGAAAUGGGACGUCUCGACGGUGACGCCACUGGACUUCCUGGAGCUGCUGCUGUGCCGGCUGCCGAUCGAGAACCGAAAGUGUCACGAUAUCACCACAGAAAAAGUGCGGAAGCACGCCCAGGCUUUCAUAUCGUUAGCAGCUAGAGAAUGUUAUUUUUCCAAAUACACAGCCAGUACGGUGGCGGCAUCCAGUAUUGCGGCAUCGCUGAGCGGACUUAAGUGGGACCUGCGCAGCGGCCAGUCGCUCAGUUAUUUGGUGGACAGGUUCACCGACCUGACCGGGGUGGAACAGGAGUACAUCUACGAAUGCAUGGACAAAAUGGAAGCCAUCUUCCAGGAGCAGCGCCGCCGUUUGCCCCAGUCGGUGCACCUAGCCGCGGCAACGGCCACCAUCGUGUCCCAGCAGCAACCCCACCUGCAGCAGCCCUGUGUAAAUCUUAAAAGUAGUUCCACCACGCCGACGGAUGUCCAAGACAUCGAUUUCUAACAAUCGCCAUCACGGGUAGAUCACACCGCCGCAUCCAUUCACACACGCACACAGUCAGCAGCAGUAUCAAAAAUGGGAUAGAUGGAGUCUCCCGGUGGAUUUCGCUACUCCGGCUUCUAUUGGCUUCCUGCGGUGGGUGGGGUGGUUGAAGGUUGAAGCAGCAGCAGCAGCAGCAGCAGCAACAGUCCGGCACAGUAGCGCAAACGAAGCGAUGCUAAAACAAUUUUUGGUGCUAUAUUAUAAAUCAAAUUACAUUUAAGUUACACUCGAAGAAGCGGCAACACACCUGCAGGCGGCGGGUCGUCAGGCAGCAAACAAGUGCAUGACAAGGAUUUAAUCACUUGAAGAUAUGGUGCGCGCUCUGCUGCUCACUUCGCCACUUGCCACCCUCCCACCAUCAAAGAUAAACAGCACGAGCACGUUUGAAAGGGGACGCAAAAGCGGAAAAUCAAAAUAGACCGUAACCGGCAACGAAAGGCUUGUGCGAUCCAGGAUACGGCUAAGCCACGCCAUGCUAAGCAAGCGAACAGAGAAGUUUUAUUUUUCCAAGAAAUUUACGGAAAUGCAAUAAGCUUAAUAGGACUUAUACAGACAUAUAUAUUUUUGCGAUAUUGCGACGGAUUUCUAUUAUCUUCCAAGCCAAGCUUUAGACGUAACUUAUUAGCAUGUAGGAAGAAAAACAAGUAUCCCCACAAGCAGAAACUGAUAAUUCAUUAACGCAAGAUUUCCAGUGCUUCCAGUGAACGUGAACGUGAGUAACGUAGUGAAGGAAAGAGGUAAACAAACAGAAAGAAAUUGCUGGAGAGUAGGUACAUAUCUGAAUACUAUUAGCUCUGUAAGUGCAUUACUAUUAUAGUAGUUAUUUUUUCCUCUCCUGUAAAUAUAGUACGUAGAAGAGAAUAGGAAGAAGUAUAAAGGUGCGGACACACGAUGAUAGUUUCUGCAAUGUCAAUCUAACCAGCUGGGUUUAUUUUUUUAAGAGGGGGGUACACGGUGCCACAUAAACAAAGAUUUCCACAGAUUUCGCGAUAUUUUUAAAAUAUUUUCACGCACCUAAACAUUGGUGGCUAGUUACUAUCAUCGUGUUUUCUCGUCUAGAUCAGACAUCCCAAUACAAAGAAAGAUAAGGCCCAUGCAAAGCAUAGGUACAACAGUGCGCCGUAAUAAUUUAACACUACACUGAAAAACCAAGACGCGGCCGAUUGAAGUAUGGAAUGGUACCGAGGUAAAUCAAUUAGCGGUUCAUUGAUGUGAUGACGACGUACAUGUUUGAUCUGGUGAUUACCAUAAGGAAAGGCAAUUUUUAAAAGUUUUAGCUAUUAUUACUAUAUUACUUCUGAUGGACCGUAGUACGUUCAUGUAAUCUAUGGGAUCUACUGAGCUACGGUAAUGGUGUUAUGUGGGAUGAUUUUUUUUUCAAAAACUGAAUCAGGUGUCUAAGUAUGAAUAGCGCUGUUUUCUCAUAGAUGGCGUUAGUGGGCGUAUUAAGCUACCAUGGCAAUUUUGAUCUGAGUGAGAACUAGCGUGACCUUCGUUUUUAUCUUGGGGGUAUCGCUCCAUGCGGUAUCCAUUUUUCAUUUCAUGAAACCUUUUCUAUGGCCCGAAAGUACACGGAAAAAGUUGGCUACUGAGUGUUACUGAACACUCAAUUGUUCGAUAGGUAUUCUCUGUAAAUUCGCAUCUUUCUGCCAUUCUUGGUUUCCAAAAGUGUGCUUCCAUUUAAGGCAAAAAACUAGACUUGAUGACCGAAGGAGAAAUGUUCGUUGCAUA